Molecule: messenger RNA, 1140 nt
Organism: Carassius auratus (goldfish)
Lineage: Eukaryota; Metazoa; Chordata; Actinopteri; Cypriniformes; Cyprinidae
Product: EKC/KEOPS complex subunit Lage3
Exons: 3
Coding region: 25-354 (109 amino acids)
Cellular component (GO): EKC/KEOPS complex
Source: RefSeq, a predicted model, not a curated record
AUAUUUUAUAAAAACACGACGAAAAUGCCGCUUUCAAUCGGAAGCCUUACAAAACAUGUCAACAUGGCGGCUUGCAUGACUGAGAACGGUUCAGAAAGAAAACUUGAAUUCUUUUUAAAGGUCCCUUUCCCAUCCGAGAGAGAGGCAACUAUCGCCCUGCAGUCUCUAUCUCCUGAUCCUGAACCCAGGAAAGGAGGAAUCACUAAAAACCUGGAUUUAUCAGGACAAACGCUGUCUGUGAGAUGGACCGCAGAUGAAGCUCGUAUUCUUCGUGUUUCUGUAAGUUCAUUCUUGGACCAUUUGUGUCUGGUGAUGGAAACUAUGGAUGUAUUUGGACCGCCUGUUUCACAAUGACACUCCGAGAGACAAAUAAAAGCAUAAAGAGGAGAGAUGUCCAAGAGAAUCAUCAUCUGCCAUGUGUUCAAGUAUGGACUGCGAAGACUCAAAAAGCAUAAAGAAUUCGCUUUUGCUCUGUUUGAGAAGUGCAGCACUUCAUAAUGUCUCAAGUCAAUUGUUUUGAGUUGUGUUAAAGGAAUAGUUUACCCAAAAAUUUAACUUGAAACUGAAAAAUUACUCACCUUCAGGCUGUCCAAGAUGUAGACGAGUUUGUUUCUUUUUUGAAACAGAUUUGGAGAAUUUUAGUAUUACAUCACUUGCUCACCAAUGGAUCUGCUGCAGUGAAUGGGUGCCGUCAGAAUGAGAGUCCAAACAGCUGAUAAAAACCAUCACAAUAAUCCACACAACUCCAGUUCAUCAAUUAAGUGUGUUUGUAAUAUUGUUCUCUCCAGUGGAAAAGUGGAAUACGCUCAGAUCAGUUUACAAGCAAAUACAGUCCAAAACAGUUCUAAAGAAAUAUGAGAAUCCUUUGAAUUCUGAUGCAAGAGGACAACAGGGACAGUUAAUUAGAUUAUUGUGAUGUCUUUAUCAGAUGUUUGGACUAUCAUUUUGACGGCACCUAUUAACUGCAGAGGAUCCAUUGGUGAGCAAGUGAUGUAAUGCUACGUUUGUUCUGAUGAUCUUGGGUGGCUUGAGGGUGGGUAAUGUUUGUGUGAACCGUUCCUUUUAAGUUUUUUUGGUGUAACAGAAGCCAAAACACAAGAUCCAGUGUUUUGUCAUUUGAAUAAAGAUUUAUUAAUAGAG